Molecule: messenger RNA, 2124 nt
Organism: Cordyceps fumosorosea ARSEF 2679
Lineage: Eukaryota; Fungi; Ascomycota; Sordariomycetes; Hypocreales; Cordycipitaceae
Product: carbon catabolite derepressing protein kinase Snf1
Exons: 3
Coding region: 1-2124 (707 amino acids)
Biological process (GO): intracellular signal transduction; protein phosphorylation
Cellular component (GO): cytoplasm
Molecular function (GO): protein serine/threonine kinase activity; ATP binding
Source: RefSeq, a predicted model, not a curated record
AUGGCUCAUCGAGGCUUCGACGAUGAGGAGUUGACCAUUUCGCUCUCGUCGACCCAUGUUCGACGGCAGCAACAACCGCAGCAACCGCAGCAACCCCGCCAUCGACACGAUGCCGACCGACCGCCCAAGCCGGUGUCCCAGACCGUCGGCGCUCCCCCCAAGGAAAAGUCAAAAACGGAGCAGCGCAUCGGUGCCUACAAGGUUAUUCGCACUCUUGGCGAAGGCUCGUUUGGUAAGGUCAGACUAGCCACCCAUAUCGGCACCGGCCAGCAGGUCGCUCUCAAAAUUAUCGCCCGCAAGAAGCUCAUCAGCCGUGACAUGGUCGGCCGGGUUGAGCGAGAAAUUGAGUACCUGCAGCUACUACGACACCCGCAUAUCAUCAAGUUAUACACCGUCAUCAAAACGCAGACCGAAAUUAUCAUGGUCCUCGAAUACGCUGGCGGUGAAUUGUUCGACUACAUUGUACAAAACGGCCGAAUGAAGGAAGCCGAAGCCCGCCGCUUCUUUCAACAAAUGCUCUGUGCUGUUGAGUACUGUCAUCGCCACAAGAUUGUCCACCGCGACCUCAAGCCCGAGAACCUGCUGCUCGAUGAUAACCUCAACGUCAAGAUUGCCGAUUUCGGUCUAAGCAACAUUAUGACAGAUGGCAACUUCUUAAAGACGUCUUGUGGUAGCCCCAACUAUGCCGCCCCCGAGGUCAUUGGCGGCAAGCUGUACGCUGGCCCCGAAGUUGACGUUUGGAGCUGCGGAGUCAUUCUCUAUGUCCUACUCGUUGGGCGCUUGCCCUUUGACGAUGAGCACAUUCCCAGUCUCUUUGCCAAGAUUGCAAGGGGAACAUAUAGUAUGCCUCAGUGGAUGCCUAGCGGCGCUGCAAACCUUAUCAAGAGAAUGCUCGUCGUGAACCCUGUUCAACGUGCCACCAUCGAGGAUAUCCGCCAGGACCCAUGGUUCACGACCGAUCUCCCCCCUUACCUACAGCCUCCUGUCGAGGAGUUUCUCAACACCGGUGUGGAUCCUAAUAAAGCGAUCGAGAAGAGCGACAUCGCCCCCAAUGCUUCUGUCAAGGUACAAGAGCGCCUGCACAACGAGGUUACCGACAAGAUCAGCAAAACCAUGGGCUACGGCAAGACUGAUGUCGAAGAGGCACUCCAGUCCGAGGAACCCUCUGCCAUCAAGGAUGCGUACAUGAUUGUGCGAGAAAACAAAAUGAUGCAAGUCAACCAGCUGGUUGAAGCGGCUACCACUGAGACUGAAGAAGGGAGCCCUGUCAUGAGUAUGUCCUCGGUACGAUCGGGAGUCCCGCAACCACCGCGCCCAUAUGUUAGCAAGGUUGGUAUCCUGCCCUCAAGUAUCGGCACAUAUCACAAGGACUACAUUGAGCGGGCCAAGUCGGGCGUAGAAGGCACAGAGCUCGCUGAGACGGCCAUUAAUGAUGAGCCGCCGUCGGCCCGUACUGAUGCUGAAAAGGAAGAGGCUGCUCGACGUCUCAAGCCUCACUCGCGCUCACAAAAGCAGCUGGAAGAAGGCACCAAAAGACCACAAGGCAUGACGCCAAUCAACCCACCGAAGAAGAACAAGCCUGUUCGCUGGCAAUUUGGUAUUCGGUCACGCAACGCUCCAUGGGAGGCUCUUCUGUGCAUCCACAAGGCACUGUACAAACUCGGCGCUGGAUACAUCCCGGACGAAGACUAUGCAAGAUUGCGGCAACAAGAAGGAGACACGCCAGGUGUGGAGGAGCAAGCAGAUCCUUUGGACGGGCAGGACCCUACCCAACGCUACAAACUUCCGGCCGACCCCUGGCACAUUCGCGUGCGUUGGGAGACGAAGAUUAUGCGCAGCACCAACACCAGCACACCAACCGAGGGCGAAGGUGGCGACGAGACCAAGAUGCCCGACACAUACCAAGUGCUGGAGGGCAAGGCCGCGCAGAAGCGGGACUUUGUCGCGCUGCACCUGGGCAUCCAGAUUUACGAAAUGGAGCAAGGCGUGUAUCUGGUGGAUUUUAAGUGCUCGGGGUAUGAGACUGCUGAUGGGAAGCUGCUGGAAGAGAAGGAGGUGAUGAGCCCGUUUCCGUUCCUGGACAUGGCGGCGCGUCUCAUCAUGCAGCUUGCUGAAGCUGACUGA